AUGUUGACUUUUAAUAUCUUUACAGCUGCAGCUGUUCUUUCAACUUUCGUUGCUGGACUCCCUCUUCCACCAACCCGAUAUGGAAUUGACAAUGUUCAAUUCUCAAUACCGCCGAUUAUCGCAACGGAAGUCAACCACGAUGCACUCUCAAAGAGAGCUCCUUUCGGAUCCGUAAGACUGGAAAGCUUCAAGAAUAUGAUGGCGAAAAUAAAACCCUUGAUACCCAAAAAAGGCCCAUUUUGGACCGACCCCAGCAGAGUACCAAAAGUAAAGACACCAAAUCGUUACAUGGAAAAGCUUCAAAUACUCAACCCUUGGAAAAAUGGCAUGCUGGGCCCAAAGCAACCGAUCUCACCCCUUAAAACCUCGCCAAUGCCCGUACGGCCAGCAGGCGCCGGUCCAGAACCUCCUAAACUUAUUGAACCAGAGGCUCCAACUGGUCCCAAGUUUCGGCCGAGCAUGUUCCCCAAAACGCCAGCAGGUGCCAACCAAGAAUUUCACUUUGCCAAACUGCCAUCUAGCAAAGAGAAUAACCCCAAACCAGAAGCACCAGCAAAAGCAGCUCCACCUCCUGAGCCUCCUUUACCUAAACCACUUCCCGCUGAUGCUCCUGGACCCCUAUUUCGAGAAAGCAUGUUCCCCAAGAUGCCAGCGGGUGCCAACCAAGACUUUCACUUUGCCAAACCGCCUAAAAAACAGGAUGACUCCAAGUCGGAAGCCGCAGAAGAUACACCUCUACCACCACCCAAAAAGGAGGAAACUCCCAAGACGGGGCAAGAGCAAGCUAAAGCAGCUACACCUCCUCCACCUCCUCCAGCUCAAGCACCUGCUGUAGCUCCAGCAGCUCCUCUCUCUCCUCCACCACCUGCAGCAUUCCCGGCAGAUGCUCUCGGACCGCAAUUCCGACAAAGCAUGUUCCCCCAGACGCCAGCGGGUGCCAACCAACACUUUCACUUUGCUCAACCGCCUAAAAAGGAGGAGAUCCCCAAGACGGGGCAAGAGCAAGCUAAAGCAGCUACACCUCCUCCUCCGCCUAAAAAGGCCGAAUUUCCAGCACCGCCUGUAGCUCAAGUACCUCCAGUUCAAUUGCCGCCUCCAGCUCUAGCAGCUCCAGCAGCCUAA
Hymenoscyphus albidus is the source of this 1122-nucleotide messenger RNA. The record is from the annotation of a GenBank genome assembly. NCBI's taxonomy places the organism in Eukaryota, Fungi, Ascomycota, Leotiomycetes, Helotiales, Helotiaceae.